GAGUACCCGCCCCUCCACCCCACGUGGUUAGAGGUUUCCAGAAUCGUUACCUCCACAGCGUCGAACAGCUUACGGCCCCCUAAACGAGUGUCGCUUUCUCCUGAUUUCCUUCGUCUAGCCGCCAUGAUAAGCGCCAGCCGAGCCGCAGCAGCCCGUCUCGUAGGCGCUGCAGCUUCCCGAGGCACGAUCUCCCGCCAUCAGGAUGGCUGGAAUGGCCUUAGCCAUGAGGCAUUUAGAUUUGUUUCUAGAAGAGGUUAUGCGUCAGAGGCAAUCAAGGGUGCAGUUGUUGGUAUUGAUUUGGGUACUACUAACUCCUGUGUAGCAGUAAUGGAGGGUAAACAAGCAAAGGUACUGGAGAAUGCUGAAGGUGCCAGAACCACCCCUUCUGUUGUUGCCUUUACAGCAGAUGGGGAACGACUUGUUGGCAUGCCAGCAAAGCGACAGGCUGUCACCAACCCUAACAAUACUUUCUACGCCACCAAGCGCCUCAUUGGCCGACGUUACGAUGACCCUGAAGUACAGAAAGACAUUAAAAAUGUUCCUUUUAAAAUUGUCCGUGCCUCCAAUGGUGAUGCCUGGGUUGAGGCUCAUGGAAAACUCUAUUCUCCAAGUCAGAUUGGAGCAUUUGUGUUGAUGAAGAUGAAAGAGACUGCAGAAAAUUACUUGGGACAUACUGCAAAAAAUGCUGUGAUCACAGUCCCUGCUUAUUUCAAUGACUCACAGAGACAGGCUACUAAGGAUGCUGGCCAGAUAUCUGGACUGAAUGUGCUUCGGGUGAUUAAUGAACCAACAGCUGCUGCUCUGGCCUAUGGUCUGGAUAAAUCUGAAGACAAAAUCAUUGCUGUAUAUGAUUUAGGUGGUGGAACUUUUGAUAUUUCUAUCCUGGAAAUUCAGAAAGGAGUAUUUGAAGUGAAAUCUACCAAUGGAGACACCUUCUUAGGUGGUGAAGACUUUGACCAAGCCUUGUUACGACACAUUGUGAAGGAGUUCAAGAGAGAGACAGGGGUUGAUUUGACCAAAGACAACAUGGCACUUCAAAGGGUGCGGGAAGCAGCUGAGAAGGCCAAAUGUGAACUCUCUUCAUCUGUGCAGACUGACAUCAACUUGCCAUAUCUUACAAUGGAUGCUUCUGGGCCCAAACAUUUGAAUAUGAAGCUGACCCGUGCUCAGUUUGAGGGAAUUGUCACUGAUCUAAUCAAGAGGACUAUUGCUCCAUGCCAGAAAGCUAUGCAGGAUGCAGAAGUCAGCAAGAGUGACAUAGGGGAAGUGAUUCUUGUUGGUGGCAUGACGAGGAUGCCCAAGGUUCAGCAGACUGUACAGGAUCUUUUUGGCCGAGCUCCAAGUAAAGCUGUCAAUCCUGAUGAAGCUGUAGCCAUUGGAGCUGCAAUUCAGGGAGGUGUGUUGGCUGGUGAUGUCACAGAUGUGCUGCUCCUGGAUGUCACUCCUCUGUCCCUGGGUAUUGAGACUCUGGGAGGUGUCUUUACCAAACUUAUUAACAGGAAUACCACUAUUCCAACCAAGAAGAGCCAGGUAUUUUCUACUGCUGCUGAUGGACAGACUCAAGUGGAGAUUAAAGUGUGUCAGGGUGAGAGAGAGAUGGCUGGAGACAACAAGCUUCUUGGACAGUUUACUUUGGUUGGCAUCCCCCCAGCUCCUCGUGGAGUACCUCAGAUUGAAGUUACAUUUGACAUUGAUGCCAAUGGGAUUGUACAUGUUUCUGCUAAAGAUAAGGGUACAGGACGUGAGCAGCAGAUUGUAAUCCAGUCUUCUGGUGGUUUAAGCAAAGAUGAUAUUGAAAAUAUGGUUAAAAAUGCAGAGAAAUAUGCUGAGGAAGACCGGCGAAAGAAGGAACGAGUUGAAGCAGUUAAUAUGGCUGAAGGAAUAAUUCAUGACACUGAAACAAAGAUGGAAGAGUUCAAGGACCAACUGCCUGCUGAUGAGUGUAACAAGCUAAAGGAAGAGAUUUCCAAAAUGAGGGAGCUCCUGGCUCGAAAAGACAGUGAAACAGGAGAAAACAUCAGACAGGCAGCCUCCUCUCUCCAACAGGCAUCACUGAAGCUCUUUGAAAUGGCAUAUAAAAAGAUGGCAUCUGAAAGAGAAGGUUCUGGAAGUUCUGGCACUGGGGAUCAAAAGGAAGAUCAAAAGGAAGAGAAACAAUAAUAGCAAUACAUUUUGGAGUCAAAAGGACAACAUAGUAUGAAGCUUGGGAGUAGCAGAACUUCCUGAGCAGAAAUGGGCAAACAAUCUUUACUGUGUUUUUGCAGUAUUCUAUAUAUAAUUUCCUUAAUAUGUAAAUGUAGUGACUAUUAGUGAAUGAUCAUUUAAUGGAUAAUUCUAAUAGCAGAGUUCACAGUGUUCUGGUCCUAGCCUGUCAUUUUUCAGUUGCAUGUAAAAGGGGAAUAGGACAAUUUAUUACUGAUCAUUAUAAAGACUUGGCAUUGGUUUAUGCUGGAGGAGCCAUAUUUUUGAAGGGUGAAAUGAUCUCACAUUUAAUGAAAGAGAUGAACCAUGAAUUUGGAAGGGAGGCUAUAUGGGAAUGAAGAUCUUUCUUGUCCCAGAAGACUGCUACAAAGAAUGAACUUAUUUACAUGGGGUCCUUCAACUAAGGCCUUGCAGACAAGCCAGCUACCUAUGCCAGAUAGACGGGGCAAAAGAAGCUAAGUCAAUAGAAAAUUAAGCUGUUUGUUAGGUAUAGCUUUUAAAACAAGGCCUUGAUGAAGUCCCUGAUAUUCUUAAGGCAUACUUUUUUAGCUACCUGUUGGCCUGUGUCUGGCACCUUGAUUGUUUUUGAUCCAUUCUGGAUUUUUUUUUUUUUUAAAUAAACAUGAAAAGACCUCAAUCUCUUCUGUUUAUGAGGGGUGAGGCAAUUAGUUUGAGGGAUUAAAUGUAUACCUCUUACAUUUCCCCAAGGAUGGGAGGAAUUUAGUAAUAAUGACUAAAAAUGCAAAUUUUAAGAUUUAGAAGGACUAGUACAAUGUGCUACUAUAGGCAAAUCUGGUUCCGAGGCCGGAAGUGGUGGUGCAUGUCUGUAGUCCUAGCACUUGGGAAGUUGAAGCAGGAAGAUGGCUGUGCAAGGCUAGCCUCGAUUACACAGAGAGACCCUGUCUCAAAAAAAAGAAAGAAAUCUGGUUAUAAGAUUUUCUAUUAACAAUGAAAACCAAGGCUGCCAUUUAUAUGCUGUUUUCAGCUACAACAAAAACAAAGCAGAACUGACUUCAGUUAAGGAAAAUUAGUAGUCCCAAAAUACAAUUCAGUGACUCAAGAACCUUGAUUCCUUGGCUUGCCCUAAAUUUUUCUUUAAAAAUUUUUAUUCUCAUUAGAACAUGUUUUUUGUAGUACAUAACUAUUUGUUAUGGAGAGUUAUUCCCUUCUCCCAGUUUUCUCAAAUAGUGUUGAUGCCUUAAGUUAGAAAGGUGACCACAUCAUUAUAUCCCAUGAAAUACUAUUUCUCAAGUCUCCCUGUAGACUUCAUAUUUCAUGGACACUUGAGAAGAUGGGCUUAGACUGAUAAAUCUUUUAAUGUCUUAUAAUGGCAUUUAGAAAUCAAUUCCUACUUUUUAAGGGCAACUAAGAACUGAGCUUAAUGCUCUAUGAAGAAAGUAGUUCACAUAUGGUAAUGACAUGCCUGGAAAAUUCACUGCUUAUUAAUGCCCAUAUGAAAAUGUCUCAGGAUUUAUGUGAAAAAUAAAACCUAGGCUCAUUUUUAGCCACAUGAACAUUUGAUGGAAAAAUUGAACAAUAAUUCUUAAUUAUGAAGGAUUGUCUUGUGUGUGUUGUGUUAGAAUAUACUUAGCAUUUCUGGUUGGAUCUUUGCAACUAAAUUCUUCUACUGUGCUCCAAGCAGUAUGCUGCUAAAAACAUCCUCCAAGAUUGCCCAGGGCACCCCAAUUGAGAAGCAGAAUAUAUUAGUCCACGUUUAUUCUCAGUAUCCAAGGAACCCCAAGCAUCCUCUGAGUAGCAUUUUGAAUUGUUUUAGAAAAAAGGGAUAAAAGCUGCAGGAAGCCCUAACUGCCCAAGGUGUGCAGUGGAUACAAGUGAAUAUCCACUAUGUCACUUACCUACUAUGAAGCUAAUAGUCAGUAGGGCAUUAUUUAGUGUGAGUUUCACUAUAAGGAAUCAGCUAACAAUUAUGGGUCUUGAGAAAUCCUACUGCCUAGAGAUGCUGAAACCUGAAAGAUGUAAACCCUGUGCUUCAGAAGAAGCAAGCACAGAAUUCCAACCUAACCUUGCUUUGUGUUUUGCUUCAGCCCUUGUCCAGUAAAAUACCCAUACCUUUUGGGCAGAGUCAA
Messenger RNA from Cavia porcellus (domestic guinea pig), 4289 nucleotides. It is a transcript of the gene Hspa9, whose product is annotated as heat shock protein family A (Hsp70) member 9. The record is from RefSeq and is a predicted model, not a curated record. The transcript has 17 exons. Gene Ontology annotation, molecular function: ATP binding; ATP-dependent protein folding chaperone. The coding region runs from base 124 to 2160 and encodes 678 amino acids. Gene Ontology annotation, biological process: protein folding. Lineage: Eukaryota; Metazoa; Chordata; Mammalia; Rodentia; Caviidae. Gene Ontology annotation, cellular component: mitochondrion; cytoplasm.